AUGCAAGGAACACAAAGCCCUCAGGUCGUCCACCGAGGGGCUACAAAACGUUUUUCUGGCAUCAAACCCAUGAACCAUGAAAAGCGUCUCGCGGUUCUUGGCCUAUUUCCUCUAAAGCACCGUCACUCCCGAGGAGACCUAAUACUUCAUUAUGCCCUGUUUGAACAGGGUUUGGCCACACAGGGUUUUUCACUGUCGGUCCAACCGACCCAUGGUCGGACAGACACGGUAGCGCUCACAUUCAUUAGGCUAAAUAUUUUAUCAUUUCGGGUAUUAGCCCAGUGGAAUGACCUUCCUCCGACGGUUGUCCACGCUCCUUCUAGAGCCCAGUUUAGAGCACUACUAGACAUUUAUUUAUGCGAAUCCUCGCGUGAAAGACAGCCGCCGAACGACAAGAACAAAACCGACCCGGGAAGUUUGGGCAAAAGCGUCGCUCUUGUAUACCAAUCCGUGAAGCUUGGGCGAAGCCUCGAUCGCGUGUGUCGGCGCUCGGUACACGUAUUUUCAGUUGUCGGUGUUUCGUUGUACAUCGUUCUGUUAUUCGGCCGUUUCUCACCUCAUAGGUGUAUGUUUUCAAUGGGAGACAGGGAAGAUUUGAUCCGAAAGUUCUGCGCAGUCGCAAAUACCUCAGAGAACGAGGCACAACACUUAUUAGAAGCGUUUGAAUGGAACUACGAGGAGGCUAUUAAGGCGCAUUUUGAUGAUGAGGAUGCUUCCAACGAGGCAGUAAGUGACAGACCAGACGAAAGCAUCAAUCAAGGAAACUCAGGAGUGCCUCCUUUGUUGGGCCGCCAGCCGAAAUUGGUCACUUUUGACGCUAUCAGAAGCGACAGUAAGACGGGCCCAGAUGAAGGACAGUCAUUCUACGUGGGUGGUUCGGAAACCGGGGGUGGUGGGCAGCAAGUUUUAGGCCCACCCAGGAAGUCCAGUCUCCCGGAUCCUGUUGCCUCUCCGGAUGAAUUCAUUCAUAAGCUGUUUCAAGAUGCCAAAGGUCAGGGUGCCGAAGUCUUGGAUCCUGAUCGGUAUAGAGAGAAGACAGAGAAACGGAAAACGCGAACGCCUUUCAUUGGUGUGGGUUACAGACUCGGCGAAGACCCGAACGCACUCAGUACUCCAGAGGCAACUACCUCAAUAUCUAGAACUGAUGGACCUUCGGCAGUUCACAGCUCCACAGAACCGACCGAAGAAAAGAGCAUCAUUGUGAAAAUGUGGCGCGAGGGGUUCAGCUUGGAUAAUGGUCCGUUGCGUUCCUACACCGAUCCAGAUUCCCGUACCUUCCUAGAGGAUAUCAAGUCUGGGAAGGUUCCGCAGGAGUUGAUUCGAUCCGCUAACGGCGGUCUUGUCAAUGUCUUCCUUGAAGAUCACCAUCAUGAAUCUUGGCGCGCUCCUCCUGCUCCUAAGGUAGUCCCAUUUUCCGGCAAGGGGAACAUGCUUGGACAUCCAGUCCCGAAACUUGCUUCUGUGACUCCGGACUGCCAACAAUCAACAGUAUCCUCCUCAUCCCCCUCGCCCGGUCCGACAGUGGACGAUUCACAACCUGUUACUCAGCUGCAAGUGCGACUUCCUGAUGGUGGAAGGUUGGUGAUCCGAUUGAAUCACUCACACACGGUUCAGGAUGUUCGACUGGCGAUCAUCAGCCAAAGACCCAAUCUUGCGGUAUGCCCAUUCGUACUGAUGACUACUUUCCCAAGUCGUGAACUCAGUGACGGGUCACAGACCAUCAAGGAGGCAAAUCUUCUCAACUCGGCCCUUCUGGUACGACUCACCUAGUUUGGUUACUUUGUUCCUUGAAAAAAUAAAACGAAAACAAAUUCUUUGAUCUCUGUCUUUCUGGCAUCGAAUCACCGUGGAGAAAGAUGGUUGGACACUUUAUCGUGCGCUCAUCAAGUGCGUUUUACCUUGAGAGCUAUUGUUAAUCUCAUUUGUGCUUUUGUCGACUGGUUCUAACUGUUUAAGUAUUCCUUCCAAUUUUGCACGUCGUCUUUUCUCUUGGAAGGAGUUCGCUUUCAGACUUCAUUCGCCAAGUUCAAUCGUAUGAGUUGUAGCGCCACGACUACCGUCGGAUUCCGACGCCUAACUAACCUCCCCGGACGUUCCGUCUCUCCACUUUCGCUACUGUAUUUUUUGGAUGCAUCAAAGACCCACUUUGAC
Messenger RNA from Opisthorchis viverrini, 2151 nucleotides. RefSeq lists its product as hypothetical. Gene Ontology annotation, biological process: membrane fusion; proteasome-mediated ubiquitin-dependent protein catabolic process; Golgi organization. NCBI's taxonomy places the organism in Eukaryota, Metazoa, Platyhelminthes, Trematoda, Opisthorchiida, Opisthorchiidae. Bases 1 to 1770 code for a protein of 589 amino acids. Gene Ontology annotation, molecular function: ubiquitin binding. Gene Ontology annotation, cellular component: cytosol; nucleus. The transcript is spliced from 10 exons. The record is from RefSeq and is a predicted model, not a curated record.